GCACAUUCUUAUUUACACAUUGUAUUCGCUCUUAAGAACAAUAGAAGAACCUAAACUUGAUAGAUUCUUAGUAAAUUUAUCAGGCUCCCAAAUGUUUUGGUAUAUAUAGAUAUUCCUUAUUCUGAUCGUUUUCCACCAUUAAUGCAUGUUCUCUCCCCAUCUACCCCUGCUCUGUGCAGGGUAGAGACCCUAGCUAAUUAAACAACCUUCGACAGAAAAGAGAAUCACCCUUUCCCUGAUGGAACAAGAUCAAUCAGACGCCACAGAAGACGUCAUCCCGAUCGCUCAUGCUAUCAACAAUGCGGAUGAGAAAAAGAAGCGUGGAGCUACGCACCUUCUCAAAGCAACAUCCUUCGCGCUCCGCCGGGACAAGAAACCGAAACCGGUUCAUGUGGAGGUGGAGUCCAAGGGCAUGUGGAAGCGGCUCGUCGGGUCGAUGCUUCACAGCAACCAAUCAUCCCCAACGGUCGAACACCACCUGGACGAUACGGUGCCGUCUUCCGUGUCUCAGUCAGGGGCGAGCUCCUCGGCGUGUUCUGAAGCCAGUGUGAGCCGCUAUGCGUCCGCGGUUAACCUCGAGGAGCUUGACCGGGGGAGCGAGGAUAACGAUUGCGAUGAUCAUGAGGCUUACAACGAUUGCGGUGGCGGGGACGAGAUGAUCGACGUGAAGGCUGACAUGUUCAUUGCUCGGUUCUAUGAACAAAUGAAGCUCCAACGCAUGGACUCGGUUGAUCGUCGCUACCAUGAGAUGAAUAAGAGGUCGAUAGGUUGAAGGGUGGGGAGAGAAAUACGUAGUUCGAUCGCAAAGUUGGCAUGCAUGCAAAUCGGUGUUAUUUGAGAAAUUAAUAGAUAUUGAAAACAAAAUAAAAAAGCGAGUGUUUUUCUAGUAAUUAUUAAGUAAAUUCUUAAUUAAUUAGUACUAUCUUUUUGUACGUUAGGUGUUAAUUAAUUCCAUUGAAGAAAAUAGUCUGUGUUGUG
Molecule: messenger RNA, 978 nt
Organism: Alnus glutinosa
Lineage: Eukaryota; Viridiplantae; Streptophyta; Magnoliopsida; Fagales; Betulaceae
Exons: 1
Coding region: 239-772 (177 amino acids)
Source: RefSeq, a predicted model, not a curated record